Recurvomyces mirabilis is the source of this 1206-nucleotide messenger RNA. RefSeq lists its product as uncharacterized. The record is from RefSeq and is a predicted model, not a curated record. The transcript has 2 exons. NCBI's taxonomy places the organism in Eukaryota, Fungi, Ascomycota, Dothideomycetes, Mycosphaerellales, Teratosphaeriaceae. Gene Ontology annotation, molecular function: monooxygenase activity; FAD binding. Bases 1 to 1206 code for a protein of 401 amino acids.
AUGUCUAUCAACGUAGCAUCCAUUAUCGGCGCUGGCCUCUGCGGUCUGGCUUUGGCUCUGUUCCUUAAAAAGCACAACAUCGAUUCGACCAUCUACGAACUCCGAACAUCAGGUCAGAUUUCCGCAGGUGCAAUCAUGCUCUCGCCCAAUGCUCUACGCUCUCUAGAUGCCAUUGGAGUCUACGAUCGUAUCAAGUCCAAAGGCUACCACUUUCGGGACUUGACCUUUCGUAACGACGAGCACAAGGUCUCGGAUGCUUACGAGAUGGGCAAUGCCGACAAGUACGGAUACGAUGCACUCCGCAUCUAUCGUCAGGUUCUACUUGAUGAGCUCAAGGCCAUGGUCAGGGAGGCCGAAAUCGAGGUUCAUUACGACAAACGCUUCUCUCACGUGGUCUCCGAGGACGAGAAAAGCAUCACUUUUGCUUUCAAGGACGGCGAGACCAAGUCGACUCAAAUGCUCGUUGGAGCAGAUGGUAUCCAUAGUGCUGUCCGCGAACAUAUCCAGCCGAACGUCAAAGCUAGGUUUGACGGCGUCAUGGCUUUGACCUGUGCUAUCGCCACGAAGGACAUCAAAUUCCCGUUCGAGCCAUAUUCGACUCCAGUCUCGAUCCACGGCCCAGCAGGCGCCUUUGUGCUUGCCGCACAGAACCCAGAGGGCGCACAAAUGCUCGGUGGGAUCCAGUACCGCACUCAUGACAGAACUCGCGCUGAGUGGGACGCACUUUGGCACGAUAAACCACAGCUGCUGUCUAUAAUGAGGCAGGGAAACGCCAACUGGAAUGCAAUGGUUCAGUCUGCGCUUGACGCCAUUCCAUUGGACACCAUCUCGAUCUGGGCUUUUCAUAGUGUGCCGCAUUUAGAGUCCUGGAAGUCAAAGGCAGGAAAAGUUGUGAUACUGGGAGAUGCUGCUCACGCGACUCCCCCUGCUGCUGGCCAAGGCAUUAACCAAGGGUUCGAGGAUGUGCACUCACUGUCACUGCUCAUCGCCGCCAGAAAGAGUCACGAUCAGUGGGUAACGUACCUGGACCGGUGGCAAUCGUUCAGGAGUGAGCGAGUGGAACGUGUCUCGGACCUUACCAAUCAGAUGACCAAGCGAAGAGUACCCGGCUGGACUGGUGAGGGUGCCGGGAGUAUUGACAGCGCCUGGUUGUUCGAGAUCGAUAUUGAGAGAGAAAUGAGCAAGAUUACGGUUGAAGCGAAAUAA